Molecule: messenger RNA, 1247 nt
Organism: Elephantulus edwardii (Cape elephant shrew)
Lineage: Eukaryota; Metazoa; Chordata; Mammalia; Macroscelidea; Macroscelididae
Product: protein FAM19A1-like
Exons: 5
Coding region: 478-879 (133 amino acids)
Biological process (GO): regulation of neuroblast proliferation; neuroblast differentiation
Molecular function (GO): receptor ligand activity
Source: RefSeq, a predicted model, not a curated record
AGAGGAGGAUGUAUUGAAACAGACUACUGCUACUUACAGGAUUGCACAGUAUAGCAGCCCAGCUCCUGCAUUUGGCUGCCUUACUCUGCCCGGAAUGCACUGGAGUGGGGGUGCUCCGUCACUGACUAUAAACUGAAUCUCAUCAGGAAACUACACAGUAUCUCACCAUCACUUGAAAGGUCUCGCCAGGCAGAGGUGACGCCAGGAGAUGAUUUAAAGGUGAAAAUGACAAGGUUUCCACCUCUCAAACCUUGGCUCCUUUUCUGACAAUGCAGUCUGAAUAAACCCUGAUGUCUUCUUUAUUCUGGAAAUAGGAUUGGAAGAGAGAGAAUUUUUUUCUAAUCUUGAUAAAGAAGAAUAUUGGGAAGCCGUUUUUUCAGAAGUCUCGUAUUGUGGCACAGAUGGAUUUUAAAAAGUGUUAGAUCUUUCCAAUGAACACUAAUAGAGUUCUCUGCUCUUGGCUGGAUUUUUCAGAGAAUGGCCAUGGUCUCUGCGAUGUCCUGGGUCCUGUAUUUGUGGAUAAGUGCCUGUGCCAUGCUGCUCUGCCAGGGGUCUCUGCAGCACACUUUCCAGCAGCACCACCUGCACAGACCAGAAGGAGGGACGUGUGAAGUGAUAGCAGCACACAGAUGUUGUAAUAAGAAUCGCAUUGAGGAGCGAUCACAAACAGUAAAGUGCUCCUGUCUGCCUGGGAAAGUGGCUGGGACCACCAGAAACCGACCCUCCUGUGUGGAUGCCUCCAUCGUGAUUGGAAAAUGGUGGUGUGAAAUGGAGCCUUGCCUAGAGGGGGAAGAGUGUAAGACGCUACCUGACAACUCUGGAUGGAUGUGUGCUACAGGCAAUAAAAUCAAGACCACACGAAUUCAUCCAAGAACCUAAUAGAAGCAUUUGUUGUUGUAGUAAAAGAAAAUCAACCUUGCAGAAAAUAAUACAUUUUAGGAAUUCAAAACAUCUUACACAUUUACAAGCCAAAUGGAUUUCUUAUUUGCACUUUGACUGGUUAGCAGAUAAGCACAGAGCUUUACUAUGUGUAACAGAACAACCUACAGUGAGAAGAUGUGGAGUUACUGGCAGCACCAUGGAAAGUGGGUUCACAAAAAAAGGUUUUUUCAGUGGAAUUUUCUUGUGGUUACGAAGAACGAUCUCCUAAUUUGGAUCUACAGUUACUUUGUACCAUUUUAAAUACAUGUAUAUAUAAUAUUUUGAAAUAUUAUAUAUUCUCUUCAAGAAAUGAACAGUACCACAGU